AUGACCGCCGCCCACGCCGAAUCCCACCGCCCUGGCCGUGGUCCGGCCAUUUGUCCCACAGACGACGAUGCGAUUGUCCCCCGGAAGCCCGCCGCGCAGGCCAGCGCCAGAAAGCUCGACAAAAGGAGUUGGGAAUACAUCAUCAAGAGCGGCGUCGCUGGAGGCGUGGCCGGAUGCGCGGCUAAAACAGUUGUUGGACCCCUGGAUCGCGUGAAGAUCCUCUUCCAAGCUUCCAACCCCCAAUUUCAAAAAUACACCGGUUCUUGGAGCGGUGUGGCCAUUGCAUUAAGAGACAUAUACCACCAGAAUGGUGUGCGAGGCUUGUUCAAGGGCCACUCCGCAACAUUACUACGAAUUUUCCCUUACGCCGGCAUCAAAUUCCUCGCGUACGAGCAAAUACGAAACAAAGUCAUAAAGAACAAGGAACAAGAGACGCCGUUUAGAAGAUUCAUUAGCGGUUCCAUGGCGGGGACCGUCUCCGUAUUCUUCACCUAUCCUUUAGAAGUCAUACGCGUCCGCCUUGCCUUCGAAACGCGCCAGGAUGCACGAUCAACACUCUCGGGCAUCUGCAAAAUGAUUUACCGCGAGACAUCGUCCACAGUACAUCCUGCAAGUCCUCAAACAGGCGGCUCGACCGUCAGUCGCGUUGUCGGAGCGCCCGUAGCAGUCGCCGCUACCACUGUGGAAAGGAUUACACCGCGAAGCGGCCUCGCCAACUUCUUCCGCGGCUUCACCCCCACCUUGUGGGGCAUGCUACCGUAUGCCGGCUGCUCGUUCCUGACGCACGACACCAUCUCCGAUUUGCUGCGCCAUCAUUCUAUUGCUGCACACACGACGAUUCCGAACACCGAGCGCUCCGAUGACAUGCGCGGCGGGCAUAGACCGGCACAGUUGAGGUCAUGGGCAGAGUUGACGAGCGGCGGGUUGGCCGGCUUCUUCAGCCAAACGGUUUCGUACCCAUUCGAAAUCAUCCGCCGGAGAAUGCAGGUCGGCGGCGUGGUGGGUGACGGGCACAGGCUUGGCAUGAGGGAGGUGGCGCGGAGAAUCUGGCUAGAAAGGGGGUGGAGGGGCUUCUUUGUCGGUUUGACGAUCGGCUACGUCAAGGUCAUACCCAUGGCCGCGACGAGUUUCUUUGUGUAUGAGCGCGGGAAAUUCUACUUGGGUAUUUGA
Molecule: messenger RNA, 1170 nt
Organism: Lasiodiplodia theobromae
Lineage: Eukaryota; Fungi; Ascomycota; Dothideomycetes; Botryosphaeriales; Botryosphaeriaceae
Product: Mitochondrial carrier protein
Exons: 2
Coding region: 1-1170 (389 amino acids)
Biological process (GO): transmembrane transport
Source: RefSeq, a predicted model, not a curated record